AUGUCGCUGACAAAGAGGAACGAAUACCUCGACCAUGGCCCAUCUGAUGAGUCUGACAACGACGCAGGCUACGACUCCGAGGCCGCAGAGGUUUCGAAGGCGGAGAGGGCGAGCAAGAGACGGAAGAUAGAGCGUGAGAGUACGGACGAUGAAGCAGACGAAGUCGAAGCCCCUAGAGUCACAGAAAGCUCUCCCUCUGGCUCGCGGCGGCAGCAACAGGGCGAGGAACGAGGCGUGGAUAAAUCAGAGAGCCCGGACGCCAAACCAAAACCCCAAGACGCUUCCUCCGACGCAGCCACAGCACAGACACCGAAGAAAAAGAAAGACAAGUCAAAAGGAAAAGAAAGCGUGCCUGGCGUGAUAUACCUAUCCUCAUUACCGCCGUACCUCAAACCCUCCGCGCUCCGCAAUCUACUAGAACAACGCGGAUUCGGUCCGAUCAAGCGACUAUUUCUCUCUCCCGCGAGCAAGCACAAAUCGGGAUCCAAGAAGAACUCACGCCGGCUGUACACCGAAGGAUGGAUUGAGUUCGCCUCCAAGAAGACGGCGCGGCUAUGUGCAGAGACACUAAAUACCCAGGUGGUAGGUGGCCGGAAAGGAGGAUUCUACCACGACGAUGUCUGGAAUAUGAAGUAUCUGAAAGGCAUGCGGUGGGAGGAGCUCAUGGCCGGCAUCAGAGAAGAGAAGAGAGAAGAAGAAGGACGAAGGGACGAAGAGAGGCGCAUCAUCGCCCGCGAGACGAAGAGAUUCAUCGAGGGUGUCGAGGAAGGGCGGAAGAGGGAAGGAAUCAAGAGGAAGAGAGAGCUCAAGGGCGUCGGUCAGGAUACGGCUACAGAUGCGAAGAGGACGUGGAGACAGGCCGAAGUCAAGGGCAAGAUUAUGCCGCAGGAGAAGGAGACGGUCAGUGCCGAAGUCAAGGAGGUCUUGGGAAAGAUCUUUUGA
Capronia coronata CBS 617.96 is the source of this 942-nucleotide messenger RNA. RefSeq lists its product as uncharacterized. Gene Ontology annotation, cellular component: nucleolus. The transcript has a single exon. Lineage: Eukaryota; Fungi; Ascomycota; Eurotiomycetes; Chaetothyriales; Herpotrichiellaceae. Bases 1 to 942 code for a protein of 313 amino acids. Gene Ontology annotation, biological process: endonucleolytic cleavage to generate mature 5'-end of SSU-rRNA from (SSU-rRNA, 5.8S rRNA, LSU-rRNA); endonucleolytic cleavage in ITS1 to separate SSU-rRNA from 5.8S rRNA and LSU-rRNA from tricistronic rRNA transcript (SSU-rRNA, 5.8S rRNA, LSU-rRNA); endonucleolytic cleavage in 5'-ETS of tricistronic rRNA transcript (SSU-rRNA, 5.8S rRNA, LSU-rRNA). The record is from RefSeq and is a predicted model, not a curated record. Gene Ontology annotation, molecular function: RNA binding.